Molecule: messenger RNA, 2999 nt
Organism: Topomyia yanbarensis
Lineage: Eukaryota; Metazoa; Arthropoda; Insecta; Diptera; Culicidae
Exons: 8
Coding region: 689-2788 (699 amino acids)
Biological process (GO): nucleoside metabolic process
Molecular function (GO): catalytic activity
Source: RefSeq, a predicted model, not a curated record
GAAACGUCGCGUUGUGUACACACGCCGCUGGACUAUCGUGUCGGCGAUUUUUUUUAUUAUUGGUGUUUUCAUACGUUGCUCGGCUCCGUACUAAUAUAAACACCACGACUUGUUUUCCGGUCGAAAACUCAUUUUCCGGCUGCAGUUAAAAACGAAAUUAGAACCAACGUCAAACAAGUGAGGAAAUCGUUCAUUGUUAUUUAAAUUAUCGUUUGCAAGUUUAAUCCGGUGUCGCCCUUCGGAAGCAAUUGUUAGUUGGGUUCGGUUUCACUGUUUUCCCGCAUAAAUUCAAAUGAGUGAGAGAAUCGGGGCAGUUUAUUUUUAGCAAAGUGGGCAGUGUUUGUGAUCUGGAAAUUAUUGAAUCGCGCAACGAAGCGGCCGAAUUUGAGGUUGUUGCAUUCACCGUCUCGACAAAAUAACAGUUGAUUAUUAAGAAAAUUUUGCUAGUGACAACGUGGUAUGAAGUGAGCCGCUUAUCAGACAUUUGGUUUUCCUGCACCCGUUAUCGGCUGUGUUCUGAUAACGAAAUUAAAUACAUAUUUGUACAGCCUGUUUAUCGUCAUUUCUUCGGCUAAUUCGUGUUUUUUGCUUGUAUGGUGUGCAUUUUUACCGGUGACAGCUACUAAGAUUUGAUUGGAAUUUUUGAUAUAUAGAUAAAACAUCUUCCCCCUCCCCCGCGUUCGCAGCGAUGGAAUCACCAGUGCCAGCAAGGAGUAUGCCACCACCCCCUCCACCGAAGCCUCACAAAUCACCCACGUUGAAUGGGGCUGGCAGUGGACACAUAUAUCACAACAACAACGAACCCAUCGGGAACGGGGCUAAAAGCAUUCACACAGGACAGUUUGCCGCCAGUAGUCCAUCGGUACCGCCCGAGGACGAACAAGUAGUGAUGACACCGCGAGGAAAGACAGCCAACUCCACAGUACUGCUCAUUGAACGUAAGUUAGUGCAGCAGGUCGGCGAACGAACACACGUAGCCGGUGGUGACCAUCGGGGGAUCAUUAUCAACAAAGAUGCCACCGUAGAUCAAAAAUUGGAGCGUAGCCCGCCACAACUCAGCCUUGAGUUCCGCGUAUUCCUAGUCAGCGCAAAUACUGGUGAACACUCGCAAGAGUCACGAAAGAUCCGUUUCUGGUUCCGAGAUUGGCUUCAAGAUGGCGAAAUACAGGCUCACGUAGCGCAGGAUUUCUUUCGUGAACUAGUUAGCCCAAAAGAGUUUCCUCGAGAUUACGUUGGAUUCAUCAAGAAAAUCAUGAAACAACUUCAAAAAGGAUAUAAUGAAAUACAGGCCGUCGAAGUAGAGCUUCGAAUAUUGGAACAAACAUCCGCUCCACCUUCCCGUCCACCACGUCCCGGUCACGUCAUAUUUUGCUACGGAAAUUGCAACAAACGGCUUUAUUCGAGCGACAUAAGUUGUAGCAAAACUGUUUCUUGUAUUAAUGACAAUGGUGAUGGUGGCGGUGGUGGUCGUUCUGACGAUAAUACAAAACACUCCUCAAGUAUACACCCUUCUCCUAUUCAACGGCCUACUGUAGCAGAGCAGAGUGACAUUACUGUGUCGUUUGAGGAUUCUCAGUUCGAGGUAAUUCCCCUUACGCCGGAGAAAAUUCUGGAGAUGAUAGAACAGGCUUAUCCUAACCCUAUAACUCCCGAGGAUUUAGCAAAAGAUAAUGGCUGGGAGGAAGAAGAGGUUUUACAAAUUAUGAUGCUGCUGAAAGAACGAGGCCUUAUAAAAUCAAUGGAGUACAACUCGUUUACCCGUAUCCAUCACGAUGAUAAGGAGAUCAAAAUCGUCAAACAAAUGCCAACGAUAGCGUCAAAUAAACAACCAACUAUUGCUAUAAUAACAGCGCAAUAUUGCGAGAAACUAGCAGUGGACGCCAUGCUGGAAAAUAAAGAGACAUUUGUUCGGUACACAACAGUGGGUGAAUCCAAUGUUUAUACCUUGGGCAACAUCGGAGCACAUCGUAUCGUCAGUACUAAACUGCCAUCGAUAGGAAGCACCCGCGAGGCAAUGACUGCGGCUGGUAACACUACCACACGUUUGCUGGGAACGUUCCAGAAAGUGGAUUAUGUGUUCAUAGUUGGGCUAGCAGGUGGUAUACCUCACUAUACCGACUACAAGAAGCACGUACGUUUGGGAGAUGUUGUCAUAGCUUCGCUAUCCGAGCAAAACAAGAGUUCAUUGGAUGCCAUUGAUCAAAAAUUUUCUUCGAAGCCAUAUUGCUACGUUUACAAUGAUCAAGGAGAGGUUAAAACGUACUAUCCUUCAGACGAUGGUCUGCAAUCGAUCGGCAAAUCGCUCCAACUUAAUGAUGAUGGCAAGAAACCAUGGGAAGUUUACAUUAAAGAAGGCUUGAUCAAUCUCAAAAACAAAAGCGACAACGAUUUCAACAGGCCAGCCCCAAAUACGGACAAGCUGUAUAUGAAUAUUGGUAAUAAGGAUGUGAUUGAAGUGGCACAUCCAGUGUCGCAAGACGACGUUGAUGGAGUUCCACAGACUCGGCUACAUGUCGGGCCGAUUGGUUCGGGUUAUGAUCUCAUUAAAUCCGAUAGCUUGAGGACAAUGUACUCUCAGGAGUAUGGUUUAGUGGCGACCGAUGUUGAAAUGAAUUCCGUUCUGGACAGUAUCGUUGGAAAUUGUAGAGAUAGUUUUAUCUUGAUCAAAGGUAUUUCUGAUUACAAAGACGGAACCACAUCAAAGAAAUGGCAAAACUAUGCAUCUCUCGCCGCAGCCGCCGUCAUGAAAACGAUUAUCUGUGCGAUGGAUGCACCAACUAACGUUUAAAUUGCAUUUUCCUACAAACGGCACCUACACUUCUUCUGAAAUAAAAAGCUAAAACUGCAACCGAUCUAGUUUGUGACAUAAAUGUACCAAAUAAUUAUUUUAUUUUUAUACCGUAAGUGUUUUGUAUGUUUUUAUCGUAACUUAUUGUCCUUCGUCGACAUUCUAGUGAUCCCCAGAAGAAGACUACAUGCUAAAUAAAGAGUAUAUUUGA